Puntigrus tetrazona (Sumatra barb) is the source of this 1771-nucleotide messenger RNA. RefSeq lists its product as uncharacterized. The record is from RefSeq and is a predicted model, not a curated record. The transcript is spliced from 5 exons. Lineage: Eukaryota; Metazoa; Chordata; Actinopteri; Cypriniformes; Cyprinidae. The coding region runs from base 77 to 1771 and encodes 564 amino acids.
ACCACCAAGGUCAUAUAUUUUAAAAUUACAUUAAAUUUCAAUAUCACAAUGUUGUUGUGCUGUUUCAAUACACCUCAUGCUCUUCUGCUGUUGUUUCCAGCCUGCCACUGCUACUUUAUCACAGGCCACUGCUGCACCUCCACAAUCUGAGGCUUCAGACACGGCUCCUGCCCCACGGUCAUUCCUGAGGCCCUCUUCUACUUUAUCAAUGUUCACUAAAUCACGGUAUAGUGGGUCACAGUUGUCUUCACUAAAGCCCAAUUUAGUAGAACGGAAGACCCCCAGCCCUUCUCCAUCCUCUGUGAGGACCCCAAGUGCUUCUCCUCCCAGCCCCUCACCUUCUCCAUCCUCUGUGAGGACUCUAACCGUGGCCACUGUGAGAACCCCUUGCCCUUCUCCAUCCUCUGUGAGGACCCCAAGUGCUUCUCCUCCCAGCCCCUCACCUUCUCCAUCCUCUGUGAGGACUCCAACCGUGGCCACUGUGAGAACCCCUCGCCCUUUUCCAUCCUCUGUAAGGACGGCAAGCUCUUCUUCUUCCUCUCCGAGACCUCCCAGCCCAUCCUUACUGCAGACCCACGUUCCUGCUCCAUUCUCUGAGGAGCCUAGAAGAGUCCAGCCAACCCCUGCCGAGGACUUAGCUUCAGUCAGGCUACCAGUUGAAUUAGGCAAGACCAUCCCUGUGCAGGACCAAAGGUGGAUUGCCAACACUUUAUUUCACUCUGGCAAGCUGCGGCCAGAUUUGAAGCUGUGGUAUGAGCCUCCCAUCCCGGCCCUCAUUUACCACCAGACACCAACACCUGACCGGUUCUUUACCCAUCGGCUAAUGGUGUGGAUGCCCUACCACCUGUGGAAGGUGACGGUUCACUGUCCGGCUUGUAACAAGAACCUAACAGGUUAUGGUGUCCACAAAGGGGCCAGGAAGGUCCUGGAUAUUGACAGGUACUACCUGCUGGUGACAGAGACACUCAGGUGUACUGUGUGUUCUCAAAACUAUCUGUCAACAAGCCAGACUGUCCGGGACCAGCUCGACCUGCCGCACCAGAAAAUGUUCCGGCUGAUUCUGACACGCAAGUAUGCCUGUGACAUCCGUGUCAUUAGGCUGCUUCGGGACCGGACGCUAGGCAACAGUCCAGCUCGAUUGGAGCGGCAGUUGAAAGAGAACCAUGGAGAGGAAUGGCUGAAUCGGCUGGCACACUAUCUUGGGGAGUGUGCUGACUUUGUCGAUCGACCCAGCCUGUAUCCGGUGGUCUGCCAGGAGCCUCCAGAGCCAAUCGACAUUCCCACCAGUCGUUGGCUGCUGUCAGUAUACGGCAGGGAUAUCCUCUCCAGAAUUGAGCAUAUAAAAGCCAGCAUCACAUCCAUCUUUGGCAACAUCUUAAAGAUGGAUUCCACAAAAAAGAUCACAAAGAAGCUGGCCGGCCAUGGACGGGGGACAGCACUCUGGGUAACCUCCAUUGGAAAUGAGGUUGGCCAGAUAGUGACCAGUGUGCUGUCAGUGCAAGAGGGGCCAGGACUGAGCAGAAUGGUGGCUGGUGUAAUGGAGCGCUACAGCAAGGCUGCCAUUCCACCACCAGUGCUGCUUUAUGUGGACUGUGGCUGCUGCGUGAGUGAUGGAGCGACAAGCAAGCUGCAGACCAGGUUUGGGGAGUGGCCAGACCUUCACAUACGGCUGGACAUCUGGCACUUUAUGAGGAGGCUGGCCGUGGGCUGCACCACCGAUGCCCAUCCUCUAUCCCACCUUCAUGGGAUGCCUGUCAGCCUGCAUUUUUGA